UCUUACGUUGAUCUUUCAUGGCCUAUCCCUUGCUCUUCUCCUCGCUCUUCUUUGUCUACUUUGUCUAAUCUUAGUGAGAUAGAAGAUUGCCGAAUGAUCAAAUCUAGAUAUGAAGUCAUCUUCUCAUAGCUCCCUCUUUCUCAUUCUUGUCUUCUCCAUAGUCCUCUUACUGAGCUUACAGCUUCUUGCAUCUCCAAGUGGUGAAGUGGAAGCUGAGAUUGAGAAGGUUUCAGGGAAAGACAAUGUGGACGGAGGAGAGCCAAAUAUAGCCAUGCUUACAAAGCUUAGGAUGCUUUUUGGUCUGCAUGGUUCAAGCUCUGCAAGCCAACACAUAAGAGCUUCGCAGUUAUCCCCAGCUCAAGCACCAAUAGAAGAAGUAGCUGAGAUCCUAUCUCCUCUUCCAUCACUCCACAAGCUCCACAUCUAUCACAUAGCACCAUCAAAGAAUCCAAGGAAACCCCCUGUUGUUCAUGGAACGGAAGAACAUUUAUCAGUGCAGAGAAAGCAUUCACAGAUGAUUGUAGCAAUCUCUGUGUCUAUCUUAGCAACCUUAGCUAUCUUUGGGGUCAUGGCAGUGGCAGUGCUAGUUUAUAGAAGACGUCGAAGAAAUGCUGGUCAUUGCAAUAUUUCUAACAAGGUGAGUUUUGAUCCUGAGCCAGAUAUGUUUUACUUUGACUCCUUAGCACCAUUUCUUGAGAGUGAUUCAGAUCACAAGCUGUCUUCUGAAUUGAAGAGUGUGAUGUCAGUUGAAAAGAAUGUAACUUCUUCCUUACAAAGUGAAGGGUUGACACACCACUCAUUUUUGGAUUCUGAGAACCAUUUAGAGGAAGCUACAAAUAAUAUUGACUCCUUAUCUUCUGAUGGGAGUGACUCAUUUCAUUCUAUAUGUUGUUCUCAUUGCUCGAUCGAAUCGAAGUGUAGCCUCGUUGAGCCAAGCUUAGAUUGUUCACUAGCAAAUGGUAAUUUGCAUCUUCUUACUUCCUCAAAACUGAAUGUAUUCUCAACUAAAAGCAUAGAGAAACCAGUAAGUUCUACCAAUUUAAUUCCUUUCAAUAUAAGAAAAGCUUCACUUCAUCCUCUUGUUCCAGAAAGCUUAGAGAGUAAACCAUCUCAGUUCUCAAACACGCUUAACAAUGAGGAUAACAUGUUGCCUCUUCUUACUUCUCAAUCUUCUUCAAAUCCUCAAAUGGUACCAGCAGGAAGUUGGCCUUUUUCCAAAGAUACUGAAAGCUCAAAUCUAAUUGCUAAAAUACCCUCUGAAUCAAGAAAUCAAGCUAUAAGAGCAGAUCUUGCAUCAUCAAUGCCUAUAACUGUUGAUAUAAUGAACUCGGCAAAACAACUUCAAACUGUACAAAGCAUCAAAGGGCAACAGAUACCAAACCCAUCAAAUUGUAAUGGAAGCAUUCCAAAACCUCCACCACCGCCACCACGGCCACUGCCGCCAUCAUUUCAAAGGAGUAGCAACAUCGGUAAGCCUGCUCCCCCUCCUCCUUUCCAACAGCAGCAAAGCUCAGCAGUUGAUAAAGAUGGCAAUCCACUUCCAAAGCUGAAACCACUUCACUGGGACAAAGUAAGAGCUGCCCCUGACCGUUCUAUGGUGUGGGACAAGAUCAGAUCAAGCUCUUUUGUAUUGGAUGAGAAAACAAUUGAAUCGCUUUUCGGGUACAAUAUGCACUGCUCAGUGAAGAAUGAAGAAUCAAAAAGAAAGAAUUCGUCUCCCAGCAAACAAGUCCUUGAACACAAGAGAUUGCAGAAUUUCACUAUUAUAAUGAAAGCCUUGAAUGCAACAGCAGAACAAGUUUGCAAUGCUUUGAUACUAGGUAGUGGCUUGGGUACCCAGCAAUUGGAAGCACUUACAAAAAUGGUGCCUACGAAGGAAGAAGAAGAGAGAAUAUACAAAUAUGAAGGUGACAUUGAUGAGUUAGGAUCUACAGAAACUUUUCUGAAAGUGAUACUCAGCAUUCCAUUAGCCUUUUCAAGGAUUGGAGUCAUGUUAUAUAAGGAGACAUUUGAUGAUGAAGUGAUUCACCUGAAAAAAUCAUUUGCAAUUCUAGAGGAAGCUUGUAAGGAGUUGAGAUCAAGCAGACUAUUCUUGAGAUUACUCGAUGCCGUGCUGAAAACCGGGAAUCGAAUGAAUGUCGGGACUAUACGAGGUGGUGCAAGAGCCUUCAAGCUUGAUGCUUUGCUGAAGCUUGCAGAUGUCAAGGGAACUGAUGGAAAGACCACAUUGCUGCAUUUUGUUGUACAAGAAAUGAAUAAGUCAGAAGGCUUGAAUACCCAUGAAAAAAACAAUGAAAAGGCCUUCACAAAAGGUAAAGCUAAGACUACAAAAGAGAAGGAAGAGGAUUACAAUGCAAGGGAACAAGAAAUAGUCUCUUCACUAAGCAGUGAGCUCUGCAAUGUUAAAAAGACAGCAACCAUGGAUUUGGAUGUAUUGGCAAGCUCCAUUUCGAAUCUAUCAAAUGGAAUGUGCAAGCUGAAAGAACUGUUGGAAGAACUUACAAGGAAUCAGAGGGAUGUAAGCUUUGUGAGUUCAAUGAGAUCAUUUCAAAAACAAGGAGAAGGGAUAAUAAAUGAGCUAAAGGAAUCUGAGGACCGAGUUUUUCGCCAUGUUAGGGAGAUCACAGAGUACUAUCAUGGAGAUGUGAGCAAGGAUGAGGUGAAUCCUCUUAGAAUUUUUGUAAUUGUAAGUGAUUUUCUGGGCAUGUUAGAUCGAGUUUGCAAAGAACUGAGGAGCUCAAAGAGCCCACAGACUCUGAAUCUUGCUGUUUCACUCGCUAGAGUGCUGCAGCGGUUUAUAGUAUGGUUGGAGAUAUACAGACAAAGAGCAGAACGCUACAAUGCUCCAAACCUAGGCACUGCAGCACUUCUAAUCAAGCUGGAGAUAGAGAGUGGAGCGUUGCGGCGCUCCAAACCUGGCUUCGUGGCUCUACGAGCUAGGCUGCAUCCCUAA
Messenger RNA from Dendrobium catenatum, 2953 nucleotides. RefSeq names its product formin-like protein 2. The coding region runs from base 110 to 2953 and encodes 947 amino acids. Lineage: Eukaryota; Viridiplantae; Streptophyta; Magnoliopsida; Asparagales; Orchidaceae. Gene Ontology annotation, biological process: actin nucleation; actin cytoskeleton organization. The record is from RefSeq and is a predicted model, not a curated record. The transcript is spliced from 5 exons. Gene Ontology annotation, molecular function: actin filament binding.